Morone saxatilis (striped sea-bass) is the source of this 788-nucleotide messenger RNA. RefSeq names its product MORN repeat containing 2 (gene morn2). The transcript is spliced from 6 exons. NCBI's taxonomy places the organism in Eukaryota, Metazoa, Chordata, Actinopteri, Moronidae. Bases 238 to 675 code for a protein of 145 amino acids. The record is from RefSeq and is a predicted model, not a curated record.
GGGCUGCACCGAACCUGUAACCAUGGUAACUGCGGUUUGCGUCGAGCCGCCAGUACAACAGACUGCCUCUUUGUUUUCAGCGUGAGUUAGUGAGCAAAUAUAGUAUAAAGUUCGCUUGUGUCAUUUUCACAACUUCUUAAAGAGUUAUUUGACUUUUCAUAGUCCAGCUAUUGGCCGGUACCCAGCGUCUCCUGUCGGUUCUGACGGCCAUCUGCCGGCUGGGGGAAGCUGUCACGGAUGUCUGACAAGAAGAAAAACGACCAUUUAAAAACUCAAGGGGGAGGACCUAUGAAGGUGUCCUACAUUUUCCCGAAUGGGGACAGAUAUGAGGGGGAGUGCAGCCGGUCUGCAUCAGGGGUGAUGAUGAGGAGCGGUGCUGGUAAACACACCUCGGCAGGUGGUGCCACAUACACAGGAGAGUGGCACGAAGACAGAAUGAAUGGCAGAGGGGCCCUGCAGCAUCCCUCUGGGGCACUAUAUGAAGGAGAAUUCAAAGACAAUAUGUACCACGGCACAGGAACAUACACCUUCCCAGAUGGCUCUAGUUACAAAGGUCAAUUUAACAAGAACAGGUUGGAGGGAGAAGGGGCAUUCACUGACACACAGGGCCUGGUUUGGACGGGGGAGUUCCACGGCAAAGCGGCGCUGGGCCUGAAAGUGCAGCACAACAUUUAGGCAAAAGUUUUGUACUGCACUGUAUCAAACGCUGUAUAAUAUAUUCUACAUUCACAUUAAACUGCAUUAGAAAAGACGAAUCGUCUGAAAACUGACAUGCUUCCAGUUUAUUU